CACUUUUCUAUUCCAUGCAUACGAAUAAAGGAUUAAAAGAAAGGGAGAAGCAGACACAUUAUAAGAUUUAAAAAAGCAAAAUGGCAAAAGCUUCUCUUUUUUAUCUAAUCUCAUGGCUUUGCUUGUUGUCAGCCUUUCAAUCUACUACAUGGGUUCUUGGAUUCGUUCUGAACCGGAAGAGCUGAGUUUGCUGACUCGUCAGCUACUCGAAACUGCGAAAGAGACUGAGUUCUUUGAUUGGUUAAAAAAGAUUAGGAGAAGACUGCAUGAAUAUCCAGAAGUGGCCUUUGAGGAGUAUAAUACAAGUCAAGUCAUAAUAUCAGAGCUUGAGUCCCUUGGAAUUGAUUACAGUUGGCCUAUAGCCAAAACUGGGUUGGUGGGCUCGAUCGGGUCAGGUCUGCAGCCAUGGUUCGGUCUUAGAGCAGACAUGGAUGCCCUUCCUAUUCAGGAAUUAAUAGAGUGGAAGCACAAGAGCAAGAACAAUGGCAAAAUGCAUGCUUGUGGCCAUGAUGCUCAUGUUACAAUGCUGCUUGGAGCAGCUAAGUUGCUCCAAAGCAACAAGGAAAAACUAAAGGGUACUGUUAAGCUCGUCUUCCAACCUGCUGAAGAAGGUCAUGCCGGUGCUUACCAUAUGUUGAAAGAAGGAGCCCUUGAUAAUUUCAAAGCUAUUUUUGGACUUCAUGUUGCACCGGAAUUGCCUGUUGGUUCAAUUGCUUCUAAGCCUGGUAUAAUGGCUGCUGGUUCCGGAAGGUUUAUAGCUGUUAUUAAAGGGAAAGGUGGACAUGCUGCACGACCCCAUGAUACUAGAGAUCCAGUUCUUGCUGCAUCUUUUGCCAUUCUUGCACUUCAACAGUUAAUUUCCCGAGAGAAAGAUCCUCUUGUGCCUCAGGUACUCUCAGUGGGAUUUGUUGAGGCUGGCCAGGCUGGGAAUGUGAUUCCGGAGACUGUGAAAUUCGGAGGUACUUAUCGAAGCAUGACUACUGAAGGUCUGUUGCAGCUUCAAAAAAGGAUAAUAGAGGUAAUAAAGAAUCAAGCAGCAGUUCAUCGAUGCACUGCAUCAGUAGACUUGAUGGAGGAAAAAAUGCGGCCCUAUCCAGCAACAGUGAAUGAUGAAGCUAUGUAUGAACAUGCCAAGAAAGUUGGGGAAGCUUUGUUUGGGGAAUCAAAUGUGCUGCCUAUGCAAGCUUUUAUGGGAGCAGAAGAUUUCAGCUUUUAUGGACAGAAGAUAAAAGCGGCACUUUUCUUGAUUGGAGUAAAAAAUGAAGAUGGAAAACCAAUUAAGAGAUUGCAUUCACCUCACUUUUUCCUUAAUGAGGAUGCCCUUCCUGUUGGAGCAGCUCUUCAUGCUGCAGUUGCCAUUUCUUACUUGAAUAACCAUGCUGUUAAUACACAAUAACAAUGGCAACACUUAUCACCCAAAAAAAAAAAAAAGGAAAAAGAAAAGAAAGGCACUACUAAGAAUGGCCCUGGAAUUGCUGAUUAUUUAUGUGAUAGAGCUGAGCAUUUUCAGUCAAGUAUGAUGCCUGUUUAAUCCAUACACAAGGAUAAAACAAUUUUCAUUGCUUUCAAGAUUUUUUUCAAGAUUGUUCAAUAUUUGGGCAGUAAUCACAAUCAAUUAGGUGUAUGUCAUGUGACCUAAGUAAAUGUAGAAGACUUGAACUUUAGAUCAUAGAAGUUGCACCACUAUGUAUUCUGGUUAUUUCUGUUUCAAGUACUUCUAUACUUUUUUUUUUUUUUCAAAAAAACAAGAUAAAUAGUAAGUAUCUAUGGAUUAACAAUAAGAUUCUAAAUGAACAAAAGAAAAAAAUAUCCCAAUGUGGGCUUUUUUUUAUUUA
This is a messenger RNA of Ricinus communis (castor bean), 1835 nucleotides long. Its product is annotated as IAA-amino acid hydrolase ILR1-like 3. Gene Ontology annotation, biological process: auxin metabolic process. The record is from RefSeq and is a predicted model, not a curated record. NCBI's taxonomy places the organism in Eukaryota, Viridiplantae, Streptophyta, Magnoliopsida, Malpighiales, Euphorbiaceae. Gene Ontology annotation, molecular function: IAA-Ala conjugate hydrolase activity. Gene Ontology annotation, cellular component: endoplasmic reticulum.